ACUACCUCCAGGGCUAUGCUCUUCGCGUUGAACCGCUGCGGAACGUCAGGUAACUGUUAUGUAUCAGGUUAUGACCACGCUAUAAUGUCAUAGUUGCACGUUAUUCUGGUUCAAUUCUCGGCUGCAUAUCCGCCGUCUUGGGCCGGUUGAGUAUUCGCAACGAGCUUUCUUCCUCCACAAUAUCACAAUAUCCCCCCAAUGCCCCUCCACAAUAUCGCAUUCCGCCGGGUCCAAUGAUAACAACCACAUGCACUCGUCUAGGCAGAGUCACUCACAUGAGACGAAUUGGACGUGCGAUGGCUAGACCCUAGAAUCCCAAGCUGAACCCAACUGCCACCCUAGAGUCGUAAUCCAUUUAUUCCCUCUCCUACCGUAUACUACGUAAGUGUCUCUGGGGCGUGUCUUAUAAGUACCACCAUCGUCAACUCUUUUCUGCCCCCUUAUUCUAAUAAACCAUCAUCACAACAAACUUCAAUCUUAUACAUAGCUUGAGCUACUUCCAGACUUCCUAGAGUCUCAAGCUUGAAAUCGUUUCACCCUUUUAAUUGGCAAUUCCGACAAGUAACGUCCAGUCGGAGCGCCCCUACCAAAAUCCAAAAUGGCAGAUACUCGUCAAGCCGAGAUCGAACUGAUCCGGCCAUUCGGCAAGGCUCGCUCGACUAUACAGGGCGAGCCCCUAUCCAAGGAGGAAAUCGAGAAGUACACCGAUUUCUUCAAGGCUAGUCUAUACCUCAGUCUUGGUAUGAUCUAUCUCAAGGAGAACCCUCUUCUAAGAGAACCCUUGAAAGUUGAACACAUAAAAAAGCGGCAACUGGGCCACUUCGGAUCUGCUCCCGGUCAGAUAUUCACCUAUAUGCACUUCAACAGAUUGAUCAAGAAGUAUGACCUUGACGCUAUCUUCGUCUCCGGUCCAGGUCAUGGUGCCCCCGCCGUCAUCUCUCAGGCUUAUCUUGAGGGUACCUAUUCCGAAGUCUACCCUCAGAAGUCUGAGGACCCGGAGGGCAUGCAGGUCUUCUUCAAGCAGUUUAGCUUCCCAGGAGGUGUCGGUUCACACGCAACCCCCGAGACCCCCGGUAGUCUGCAUGAAGGUGGAGAACUUGGUUACUCCAUCUCGCAUGCCUUCGGUACCGUUUUCGAUAAUCCGGAUCUAAUCACCCUUACCAUGGUCGGUGAUGGCGAAGCCGAGACCGGCCCGUUAGCUACGGCCUGGCACAGCACUAAAUUCCUGAACCCCAUCUGCGAUGGUGCAGUUCUUCCCGUUUUACACCUUAACGGUUACAAGAUCAACAAUCCCACCGUGCUCGCUCGUAUCUCGCACAAGGAGCUUGAACAGCUCUUUAUUGGUUAUGGCUGGCAGCCGUACUUCGUUGAGGGCGAAGAGCUCGAGACCAUGCACCAGGCAAUGGCCGCUACUCUUGAACAUUGUGUUCUAGAAAUCCGCAAGUAUCAGAAAGAGGCUCGUGAUUCUGGCAAGCCCUUCCGUCCACGGUGGCCUAUGAUCGUCCUACGCACACCGAAGGGUUGGACCGCUCCUCGCAAGGUCAAUGGCCACUAUCUCGGAGGCUUCUGGCGUUCUCAUCAAGUACCAAUCACUGGUACCACCACAAACCCCGCUGACCUUAAGACGCUUGAGGAAUGGAUGCGCGGAUACGAACCCGAGCGCCUCUUCGGCAAAGAAGGUAAAAUCUCGGCCGAAUUGAAGGCUCUUUGCCCCACGGGCAAUAGACGUAUGAGCGCAAACCCCAUAGCCAACGGUGGUCUACUUUCCGUGCCUCUCAAGAUGCCGAACUUUAAAGACUACGAAAUUAAGGUGGAACAGGCUGGCGCUACAGUUGAGGGCAGCAUGGCCAACUUCGCUAAGUUCCUACGUGAUAUCAUCAAGAACAACCCCAAUUCGUUCCGUCUUAUGGGCCCCGAUGAGACCGAGUCUAAUAAACUCGCCGCCGUCUACGAAGCCGGCAAGAAGGUAUGGAUGGGCGAAUACUUCGAAGAAGAUGAGGACGGUGGCAACCUUUCACCUUUCGGAAGAGUUAUGGAGAUCUUGUCCGAGCACACUUGUGAGGGUUGGUUAGAAGGUUACGUCCUAAGUGGCAGGCAUGGUAUGCUUAACAGCUACGAACCUUUCAUCCACGUCAUUGACUCCAUGGUCAACCAGCACUGCAAAUGGAUUGAAAAGUGUCUGGAGGUUGAGUGGCGUGCCAAAGUUCCCUCACUCAACAUCCUCUUGACUGCCGUCGUCUGGAGACAAGACCACAACGGCUUUACGCACCAAGAUCCUGGCUUCCUUGAUGUUGUUUGCAACAAGAGUCCGGAAGUCGUCCGUAUCUACCUCCCGCCUGAUGGAAACUGUCUACUUUCAGUCAUGGACCACUGUUUCCGAUCACAGAACUACGUGAACGUCGUCGUCGCAGACAAGCAGCCCCAUAUCCAAUACCUCACCAUGGCACAAGCUGUUGAGCACUGCACGAAAGGUAUUGGCAUCUGGCCCCAGUUCUCCACAGACGCAGGUGAAGAGCCCGAUGUCAUCAUGGCUAGCUGCGGUGAUGUCUCCACUAGCGAGUCAUUAGCCGCUAUCGAUCUCCUGCUGCAGCACUUCCCCGAUCUGAAGAUCCGUUGCGUCAACGUCGUCGAUCUGUUCAAGUUGAUCCAUCACACAGACCACCCCCACGGACUUACUGAUAAGGAUUGGGUCGCCCUAUUUACUGCUAACAAACCCAUCAUCUUUAACUUCCACUCCUACCCAUGGCUCGUCCACCGCUUGACUUACAAGCGACCGGGUAACCAGAACAUUCACGUCAGAGGUUACAAGGAGAAAGGUAACAUCGACACGCCUUUGGAACUUGCCAUCCGCAACCAGACCGACCGAUUCAGUCUGGCCAUGGACGCCAUCGACCGCAUGCCGCAACUAGGCAAUCGUGGCGCAACAGCUCGGGAUGCGCUUAAGAGCCAGCAGGUCGCUGCUUCUAACUAUUCGUUUGAGCAUGGUGUUGACCCCGAAUUCCUGAGUAAUUGGGCGUGGCCCCAGGAGACUUUGAAGGAUAGAGUAAAGAAGUUGACUCUCUCUAGCUAAAUUGGUGCGGUUAUGAUAAGUUCAUAGAUUGGGUCGGCGCUGAAAAAGGUAGCUUUGGGUUGCAUGGAUGAGUGGUGCGUUCUGGGUUUGGUUUUCGGACGGGUGUUCUGUAACUGGCUGAUGUGACAUGCGAAUUUCUUAGAUAUAUCCCUUACUUGGUCAUUAUUGAAAAUAUUUACUUACGAUACUCGAAUUUCGGCACACAGAAGAGAGUUGUGAUCCAUUUCCGUCUCACGUCUUCUGGUCGUCCAAUUCAAUUGGUUACUUCGUAAUUAACACCAAUUCAGUUAACUGGGCACUUGUAGUUGAACUCUCUAGAAAAGGGGGACUAUUAUGUCACGAAUUAGCAUGAAUCAAUAC
This is a messenger RNA of Annulohypoxylon truncatum, 3430 nucleotides long. RefSeq names its product D-xylulose 5-phosphate/D-fructose 6-phosphate phosphoketolase. Gene Ontology annotation, biological process: carbohydrate metabolic process. The annotation marks the transcript as partial. NCBI's taxonomy places the organism in Eukaryota, Fungi, Ascomycota, Sordariomycetes, Xylariales, Hypoxylaceae. The record is from RefSeq and is a predicted model, not a curated record. The transcript has 2 exons. Gene Ontology annotation, molecular function: aldehyde-lyase activity.